AUGAGGUUUGGGUCGAGGCGACAUAGUGCGAAGGCUAAUAUUAUUCCAUCGUAUGCGGAACGGAAUGGGGCUAAUCAGGUUGUGGAGGAUGCUUCUUUGAAGGCAGCUCAAGCGAUGUUCAAGAAGCAUUCUGUGGGUCAGGUGCCGGCGAUCCAGGCUCCCAGACCGGUUCCAAUACGGGUGAGUUCGAGUUCGAGCAGGCAUGUGUCUGCUAACAUGGGGAGAAGGAGUCCACGGAUGACUGUUCCGCGAUCUGGAGCUAGUUCUGAGAGUGUGGCUCGGUCGGUUUCCCCUCUCGAUGGGACAACGAUGGAUCGAGGCGAGUCUGGGGUGAGUGAUGCGGCCCAGCAGGCAGCGUCAGUGGCAUUGGAUAGCGAGAUUAACAUGAGUGGAGAUGGGUCGUACUCGCUGGCGAUUCCUGCGCAUGUGACUUCAAGCGAUGGGUACCUUUCGUCUAGAAAUUCGUCCAAGCUUUCGUUGCCAAGACAGCAUUCUCCGUCGCAGUCCGUGGGUCUCGCGAACAAGCUACACUCGAUGAGCUUAGAGAGUGUGAGCACUGUGGGGAACUCACCGGGGACAGCUCAUUCGGGCAACAAGACGCUUAUUGCGCGCAAGGAUGGCACCGUUGGUGGUGUACCAUCAGUUUUGGUGGAGUCCGAUGGCACGCCGAUGGUGUUCCGCGAUGACAUGAGCGAACAAGACGACCGGUCUCUAAGAAAUAUUACCUACGAUACAACAACAAAGAUGAACGUCCCAGUCACGUAUAAAGGGACGUUGCCUGAUCUGAUACCGGUACACCAGAGGCAUCGGAAGAAAAGAUGGCAUAGCAUAUUUGGGGGCAUACAGUCCUCGGGAAUCUCAGGCUUAGCUUCUGGCGGGUCCAGCAGCUGGGACCAUGAACAGAAUGGGGUGGCCGGAGGCACCGUUUCAGAGGUGCAAUUCAACCAGGCCGAUGACAACCUUGUGGUGAAGAGUGAAAACCCUAUGCAAAAGACAAGACUUCGAACUACAAUGAGACCCAAUAACAACAACUAUACCGCAGAACAAGAGAAUGAUAUGGACUCCAGCGGAGACUCCUCUAACGAGUCCACAUAUUCUGCAAACUCUGAAUUCGACAAAAGGCAUAGCAUGGAUGUCACAGGCAGCCAUACGGAUAUCCAUCUGUUCAGUAACACCGGUACGAGUACCAAGAAGAAACGCAGAUCGAUUAUGCGUUCGCACAAACGCCAUUCCUUCAACGAGGAUAAACCAUGGAAAUCUCAUGUCGAUAUUGGUUAUGUCAGCGAAAAGGAACGCAAACGGUACGAAGGAAUAUGGGUUACAAACAGAAAUAGCUACUUAGAACUUCUGCCCUGGUGGGAUGAAAAUGACUUAUUGGAUGACGAAGACCAUACCAUCUUCCCCCAGGACGGUCUCAUACUAAAUCAGGUAGUGCUUGAUUUAUGGUCGCGUAGUAACUUGCCGCCUCAACUAUUAGCACAGAUCUACGAUAAGGUUGAUACAAGACGCGAUUGCACGUUGAACAGACAAUCAUUUCUAAUUGGAAUGUGGCUAGUCGACCAAUGUCUCUACGGCCGGAAACUUCCGAAGGAAAUCGACCAGAGGGUCUGGGAUAGCGUCGAAAAGUUCUCUAUCAACAUCCCAAACAACAACCCUCACCAUCACCAUAGAAGAAGAAAGAAGAUGCUCAAGAAGGAGUUGAAGACCAUCAAGAAGGAACUCAAUAUUUGA
Kluyveromyces marxianus DMKU3-1042 is the source of this 1731-nucleotide messenger RNA. It is a transcript of the gene IRS4, whose product is annotated as increased rDNA silencing protein 4. The coding region runs from base 1 to 1731 and encodes 576 amino acids. The transcript has a single exon. Gene Ontology annotation, molecular function: protein binding. The record is from RefSeq and is a predicted model, not a curated record. Lineage: Eukaryota; Fungi; Ascomycota; Saccharomycetes; Saccharomycetales; Saccharomycetaceae.